This is a messenger RNA of Procambarus clarkii (red swamp crayfish), 924 nucleotides long. NCBI's taxonomy places the organism in Eukaryota, Metazoa, Arthropoda, Malacostraca, Decapoda, Cambaridae. The record is from RefSeq and is a predicted model, not a curated record.
CGUGUGUGUGUGUCUCUGUGCGGGUGUGCGCACCGGCUGAUUGGUGAGCGACACUCGGUGACGACUGGCUGGCCGCGCCGCACCACUGCGCCGCCGACGCUCGCACGGCUUGCACGUCCACCCGCUCCCGCCGCCACCUGCCGCCCUGCCGGCCGCCCACGCCGCCCGCGCGCCCACCGCCAGAGAGAGAUAGUCUUAGUUAUUGUCGCGCCGCGUCGGUACGCCGGAGAGAGAGAGAGAGACACCCGGUGAGAUAAUACAGUGGUGUUGGACGACUUGUGUCUUUACUCAGUGCUAGAGACGGUGAGGUGAGACAGACAUGGAGGACAGCUCUAUACCCGACGACUGUAGGAGUGUCCGGUCCGGGGGGUCCGCUAAUGGGCGGUCUCCCCCCCCUCUCUCACCCGUCAUCACCAGCAUGGUGAAUUGUGUCUCUCCCAGCAGCCCGCCGCCGCCCUUAAUGGCCGCGCCGCCCCUGUCCGUGCCCGGACCUUCGCCGCCCGGAGGGCAUUCGCCGCCCAUCUUUCCCUCCCCUCCGCCCACAUCCCGCCCGCCACCCUUCCUGCCCGCCCUGUAUUUCUCUCACGCCUACAACUCCCCUCCGCCCAUCCACACCUCAGACCCGACAGCUAACGACUGCAAACUCGUCGAAUACAGAGGCCAGAAGGUUGCAGCUUUCAUUAUCAACAACGAAUCCAUGUUGUGCUUGCCGCAGGCCUUCGAGCUCUUCCUCAAGAACCUGGUUGGGGGCCUGCACACCGUCUACACCAAGCUGAAGCGAUUGGGCAUCGAGCCGCUGGUGUGCAACGUGGAGCAAGUGCGCGUGUUGCGAGGCUUAGGGGCCAUCCAGCCAGGUGUCAACAGGUGCAAACUGCUCGCGGUCAAGCACUUUGACAUCCUAUACAAGGAUUGCACCACCGCCAG